GUCCUCCGGUGCCCGGGCGGAGGCCCACCCUGACCCGAGAGCCUGCGACUCUGUUUUUCGGAGGCCGAAGGACGACCAGAGCGCCCCGGGGGGCCAUCCUAGCCUUGUCCUGUGGGCACCGGCCAGCUGAGUCAUCAUGUCCGCCCUGACACCUCCGACCGAUAUGCCAACCCCUACCACAGACAAGAUCACCCAGGCGGCCAUGGAAACCAUCUACCUUUGCAAAUUUCGGGUGUCUAUGGAUGGAGAGUGGCUAUGUCUCAGGGAGCUGGAUGACAUUUCCCUUACACCAGACCCAGAACCUACCCACGAAGACCCCAAUUAUCUGAUGGCCAAUGAGCGAAUGAACCUGAUGAACAUGGCCAAGCUGAGUAUAAAGGGGCUGAUCGAGUCGGCGCUCAACCUGGGGAGAACCCUCGACUCCGACUAUGCCCCUCUCCAGCAGUUCUUUGUGGUCAUGGAGCACUGCCUGAAACAUGGCUUAAAAGCCAAGAAAACUUUUCUUGGGCAAAACAAAUCCUUCUGGGGCCCGCUGGAACUGGUGGAGAAGCUUGUUCCUGAAGCCGGAGAGAUAACAGCGAGUGUCAAAGAUCUUCCAGGCCUUAGGACGCCUGUGGGCAGAGGGAGAGCCUGGCUCCGCUUGGCAUUGAUGCAGAAGAAGCUCUCGGAAUACAUGAAAGCCCUGAUCAAUAAGAAGGAACUUCUCAGUGAAUUCUAUGAGCCCAAUGCCCUGAUGAUGGAAGAGGAAGGGGCAAUCAUCGCUGGUUUGUUAGUGGGUCUGAACGUCAUUGAUGCUAAUUUCUGCAUGAAAGGAGAAGAUUUGGACUCCCAGGUUGGAGUUAUAGAUUUUUCAAUGUAUCUCAAGGAUGGAAACAGCACUAAAGGUAGUGAAGGAGAUGGCCAAAUUACUGCGAUUUUGGAUCAGAAGAACUAUGUAGAAGAACUUAACAGACAUUUGAAUGCAACAGUAAACAACCUUCAGGCCAAAGUGGAUGCCUUAGAAAAGUCUAACACUAAGCUGACCGAGGAGCUGGCAGUUGCCAACAACAGGGUCAUCACACUGCAAGAAGAAAUGGAACGUGUCAAAGAGGAAAGUUCCUACAUAUUGGAAUCCAAUAGAAAAGUCAACAAGCAAGACAGAACUGCAGAUGGGCAGGCACUGAGUGAAGCCAGAAAACAUCUGAAAGAGGAGACGCAAUUACGACUGGACGUGGAGAAGGAAUUGGAGAUGCAGAUCAGUAUGAGGCAGGAGAUGGAGCUGGCCAUGAAGAUGCUGGAGAAAGACGUGUGCGAGAAGCAAGAUGCCCUCGUUUCUCUGCGCCAGCAGCUAGAUGAUCUCAGGGCCCUCAAACACGAGCUUUCCUUUAAGCUGCAGAGUUCAGAUUUGGGAGUCAAACAAAAAAGUGAAUUGAACAGUCGCUUGGAGGAGAAGACCAAUCAGAUGGCUGCUACUAUUAAACAACUGGAACAGAGAUUGCGCCAGGCUGAGCGAGGCCGCCAGUCUGCUGAGGAAGACAACCGCCUUUUCAAGCAGGACUUUGGGGACAAGAUCAACAGUUUGCAGCUGGAGGUGGAGGCACUCCUCAGGCAGCGGGGCCAGCUUGAGCUUGAGCUGAAACGGGAAAGAGAAAGAAGAUUACAAAAUAGUCAGCGUGCUCCAGAGAAAACCCCACCAAAGCCAGAACCCAAAAUGGACGGGAAGCAUAAAAUCCAAGCGGAAAAUGAUAAACUAAAAAAGCCCGGGGAAGAAGGCCACACAAUUCUCCCUACCAAACUGCAGCCUCCUUCUGAUGAUCAGCAGGAUCAGCCGUCCCUGUUGAGAAAGCUACAGAGAUGCCAGCUGUGCCAUGAAGAGGGCAGCACCACCAAGAAUGUGUGCAAGAAUUGUGGAGGCACCUUCUGCCAGGCCUGCUCAGCCAGCGAGCUGCCCCUCCCUUCCAGCAUCAACCCUGAGCCAGUUUGCAAUCCUUGUCGCGACCACCUGUUGAAACAGUACUCGGUCAGCCCAUCCUAAGGCUGGGAACCAGACUGGGGACAGAUGGCUUCAUCCUGGGCUAAGGGGCAGGAGCUCGCACCAAAGGCCACACCUUAGAAUCAGCCAGGACUUGCAGAGGGAGAGAAAUCUGACGUCACAGGAGCCAGGCAGGGAGGGUGGGUGUUCGGAGAGCUCAGAACGACCUUCCCUCUUUCCACAGUGACGACAGAUAAAAGCUCAGUUGACUUUUGUCUCCCCUUCAAAGUGUCCUCCCUUCCAGAGUAUAUUUAUUGUAUAGAAUGACUUUAGAUGGCCAGAUAAGCUCAGGAACAGAGGCAGGGUCACUUGCUGAAGAAAUUGUUCAAACCAUUGGAGAAAAAUAAUUUAGCACGUACAACCAAGUUUCCUUUAGACCUGUUGAAUUGGCAGGUCCAAGGAAGAGCAAAUGAGAAAGGUCAUUUUUUUCUCCCACUGGAUGCUGAUGAGUUCAUCCUCCCAUCCCCUCUAAUCGUCUUUGUCAAACUGUGAACACGACCUCAGGGAUACUGGGUAUAUAUUCUGAACGUACUUAACACAAGGUGGCUUUUUCUUUAAUCUACUUUUAGCAUCAAGAGGUUUCUGCUGUUGGCCUAAAUUCUUUCUGCCAGAAUUGCAAGAGUAAAGUGGGGACUUUCCCCAAGUCCUUACCACAAGCGCCCUGCUGAAGUCACCUGUUGGCCAACAUCUAAAUUCCAAUAGGCCAGUCCUAUAGAAAAAAAGAUCAAUGCUUCCAGAGUCCUCAACAACACCUGUUGGGGUGGAAAUUUUAGGAAGUCCUUGCAGAAGUGGGGACUAUGGUUGUGAAAUGUCCCAUCGGUCAGACUGUUGUCUUUCCUCUUUCAAUCUUUAUUACAGAGGACUGCUUACUGAGGGUAAGAAAGGGAUCUAUUCAGAAACAGGUGAAAUGAAAAGGCAUCAAUUUGAAAGCUAUAGGAGGGUCAUUACAAGGACUUUAGCUUGAAUGUGGAGAACUGGUCUUGGUCAAACCAAGCAGAAAUUAAACCUGGAUUUUAUUUGUCCACAACUGAGAGUGGAUGGCUCUGAAACGAUUGUGACUUUAACCAGUUUUAACAGUUACUUUUUCUCGGCUGGACCAGUGAUUUAGAAACACAAAACAUGUCUUCAUAGCAGAAGCAAGGGUUUGGCAUUAAUGGCACCCUUUAUUUGAUGGGUCACACUGAGACAACCCUUGGUAGAAAGGAAAGGGAGGUAAGACAUGGAAUGUUUAUUCCCUUUAGAAAAUCUCUGUGGGAGAAUCACGAGACAAGGGUAUUUGGGUGACCUUGCCCCACCUUCAGCUGGAGAAAACACAACAUUCUGCUUGGACUUCAAACUCCUAAGAAAGAAAUAACUUAGUCCAGUAAUACUUUUCUUAAAAAUGUCGUUUGCUAGAAAGGAUAUGGGGUCUGAGAAGAAUAAGGUUAUCUUCUUAAGGAAUGUUGGAGAAAUCCCUCAGAAAACUAACAGUGCCACUGGGUAAGGUUGGCAUUCGAGAUUACUGAGGAAAGUUAAACAGUGAUUUGUGAUUUUUACUACUGAUUUUUUUCUAUCUAGGCUUCUCAGGAAGUACAAGUUACUCCAAAAUGGCAAAGGUGUUUGGGAUCUGUCAGCCCUAAGGAGGUGUGAAUUCAUUGUUCAAGGUGUCUAUCUAUUCGAUGAGGUUUUGUUUUGAUUUUCAAAAAAUAAAGCCUCUAAUGGAAUCUGGGUGCUUUGUUAUUACUACAGUAAUUGAAGGAGAUGAAGGGAUUACUAGUAUUACUGCUUUUCUCUGGAAGAAUUAAGAAUAUAUAGAAAGGGACACCAGCAGUUUAGUCCAAUAGAGAUCCCGAAUUGACUAAAGGCACUAAAGUGUACAGCAGAUUGCCCCCGAAAUUAGAUUAUUUGCACUAAAGAGUGCUUUAAGAGGGGGCUGAGAUCUCUGAAACUUUUAGUCUGCUCUGUAAGAGGUGGCCUGCAUCCCUCCACAAGCCUGAUACAGGGUCAUUUUGCAGAAGACAAUCUGCUGCUGCCUCUGCUAAUCCAGGAUCUAUAGAGCCCAUUAAAACAAUCUUAUUAAAUGAGUUGACAGCUAAGAAUGAAAAUUCCUGCUUUUCUAUGCAGAAGCAGUUAUUUUAAGAGUUUCUAAGCCCUGAAAAGAAAAACUUUUUCAGAUUAAAUCUCUCUAGUUGAUUCUUGUAGAUAAUUUCAUCUUCAUCCCCACUUGCAAACCCAAGGUUUACUGAUGUCCUUAUUUCGCCCCACCAUAUCCACUGUUUUGAGUUUGUUAGGAACAUCAGAUUUAUACUGACUAAAUGAACUUUUAAAAAAUACUGUUUUUCUAACAAAUUGGCUUUGUUCCCUUUAGUCACUAAAGGCCUGCUUGGUUGAGGACUCCAAAUCCAAAGAUUUUGGACACUCCUAAUAUAAAUAGCAGCCUUUUGUGGUCCUGGAGCAACAGAUAAGUGUCUAAAGAAAGAGUAGGAAGGUCUCUUGACGUGUAUAUAGGAUCAGCUUCCAGAAAUACUCUAAAAGCAUUGCCAGGCCAAAAAUAAUGCUGAGGGUAGUAUCACAACAAAAAACUUGAUGGUUAAGCCUAUGAGAAGAGGAAUGGACCAGGCCUUUCAGUAUUCCAGUGCGUGAAUCAGACUGCUCAUUUCCCAAUUUUCCGGUGUUUUUCUUCACUUCAGAUCAAGUAAGUCACCCAACUUGGGCUGUCAGAUCUUGGGGCUCCCUCCAAAGCAGGGGUUCCCUUAGGUCGUAGAUAGAUUUCUAGGGUGUUCCCUCGACUGACUUGAAUUCAAAGGUUGUAGAACAGUUUUGUUCUUAAAUAAAUUUAUUUGGUGAUCUUG
Molecule: messenger RNA, 4842 nt
Organism: Vombatus ursinus (common wombat)
Lineage: Eukaryota; Metazoa; Chordata; Mammalia; Diprotodontia; Vombatidae
Gene: RUFY3
Product: RUN and FYVE domain containing 3
Exons: 19
Coding region: 137-2014 (625 amino acids)
Biological process (GO): regulation of axonogenesis
Cellular component (GO): cytoplasm
Source: RefSeq, a predicted model, not a curated record